This is a messenger RNA of Aethalodelphis obliquidens (Pacific white-sided dolphin), 3171 nucleotides long. RefSeq names its product NME/NM23 family member 8 (gene NME8). NCBI's taxonomy places the organism in Eukaryota, Metazoa, Chordata, Mammalia, Artiodactyla, Delphinidae. The transcript has 13 exons. The annotation marks the transcript as partial. The record is from RefSeq and is a predicted model, not a curated record.
GCUGCUACUCUAGACUCUUUGACUCUGUUCUUUCACAAAUAUUAUUAUCUUCUAGUGAUCGAUGUUUACCAAGCCUGGUGUGGACCUUGCAAAGCAAUGCAAACCUUAUUCAGAAAAUUGAAAAAUGAGCUGAACGAAGAUGAAAUUCUGCAUUUUGCUGUAGCAGAAGCUGACAGCAUUGUGACUUUGCAGCCAUUUAGAGAUAAAUGUGAACCUGUUUUUCUCUUUAGUGUUAAUGGCCAAAUUGUGGCAAAAAUCAAGGGUGCAAAUGCACCACUUGUGAGUCAAAAAAUUAUUACCUUGAUCAAUGAGGAGAAGAAAAUUGCAGCAGGUGAAAUGGUUCGACCUCAGUAUGAUGAAAUUGUGUUUGUAGACUCAGAUUCAGAGGAUGCUGGGGAAGCAAGCUAUGGAAGUGUUGACCAACUAUACAGCAUUGCCAUUAUCAAACCCAAUGCUGUGACUGCUAGAAAAGUUAAAGAAAUUAAAGAAAAAAUUAUCGAUGCAGAAUUUGUCAUAGAAGCAGAGGAUAAGAAAAUGCUCACUGAAGAACAAGUGAGGUACUUCUACAGCCGAAUAGCAGACCAGCCUGACUUUGAAGAUUUUGUUUCUUUUAUGACAAGUGGCCUAAGCUAUAUUCUAGUUGUAUCGCAAGCAAAGGAAAAACGGCCUUCCUGGGAUGGAAGUGAAUCUAAUUCUGAGACGGAAUCUAAAGAACCAUGGGAUGACCACGAGAAGACGGCCAAGUCCUCGGGGAUGAAGCAGAAGAGGGAAAGUUUCCAAGAAUACCUAGAAAGACAACAAAUAUCUCAGUUUUGUGAUGUUGAAGAGAAUAUAAGUAAUACUAAGUUUAUUGAUGUCUUCAUCCCUGAUUUUAAAAAAAUUAAAGGCAUAAAAUUAGAAAAGAUACUGGCAUUACUUCGACCAGCCCUCUUUAACAAAAGGAAAGAGGAUGUUUUGAAUAUUAUUCAAGACGAAGGCUUUAAAAUACUGAUGCAGAGACAAAUAGUGUUAUCAGAAAAAGAAGCAAAAACACUGUGCAUGGAACAUGAAAAUAAAGAUUAUUUUGGAAAUCUUAUAGAAGAUAUGACCAGCGGUCCAUCUCUAGUCCUUGUUUUAGUAAGAGAAAAUGGUUUAGGACACUGGAAACAGUUAAUUGGACCAAGCUCUGUGGAAGAAGCCAAAGAAUACCUUCCAGACAGUUUAUGCGCACAAUUUGCAAUGGAGAGUUUGCCUAUCAACCAGUUGUAUGGAAGUGAUUCACUAGAAGCUGCCGAAAGGGACAUACAGUAUUUCUUUCCUCCUGAACACACUGCAGCACUGAUUAAACCUCAUGUAACACAAGAGCAAAGAGAGGAUAUCCUGACGCUUAUCAAAGAGGCUGGAUUUGAUAUAACACAGAUGAAGGAGACGCUCCUAACUGAAGAGGAAGCGGACAAAAUUUAUUUUAAAAUAAAAGGAAAAGCCUUUUAUAAAGAUGUAUUGGAAGUUUUAUCGGAGGGUCCAUCUUUGGUCAUGAUCCUGACCAAGUGGAAUGCUAUUUCAGACUGGAGACGAUUGAUGGGUCCCACAGACCCAGAGGAAGCAAGAUUUCUGUCCCCAGACUCUAUCCGAGCCCAGUUUGGAAGAAGUAUGUUGAAAAAUGCUGUCCAUGGAGCUUCUGAUAUGCAGGAGGCAGUGGAGGCUAUUAAUAGAGUGUUUGAAGACUUUGUUGCUGAGAACCCUGAGAAAAACUAAAGUACAGUACCUCUUUAAUUAUUACUCUAUCCUCUUUUCUUGUUACAGUGGCUGGGCCUAAGACAAGGCUGUUGUGGAAAGACCAGACCUUUUCCCAUGUCCCUGUAUUAAACCUCACCUGCCAGACACACUCUGCGGUUCCACAGCAGCCUGGGAGCCUCAAAACCAAGCCUUGUAGAUGCCAGGGACCUGGGAGACAGUGGGGCAAGAGAGACACCCGUGGGUUUGCAAGCCUUGGUCUUGAGCUGUCCGUGCCAUCUGCCAUGACUCAGGCUCAUCAGUCUCUCUCCUUGAUCUCCCUCCACUUCUUCACUCUGAAUGGCCAAAGUCUCAUUCAGCAGCCUCAACUCUAUUCUCUAAGUAUCUGGAAACUUGGAGCCUAUUAACUACCGCUGGGUGCUAUAUGAUAAGGGAAUAGAAUAGAAUAUUAGAAAGUGUAGAGUAAAAGGCAAUCAUUUCUAUUCCUUGACAAAGAGGUGCUUACUGGGGAGAAGUAGCAACAUAAUACGUAUGUGGAUUGAGUCUGCUCAGUUGUUGACGGAAAACUUAAAAACUUUUCUAUCCUGGGCAAUGUGGGAGACAGAGUGUAAGACAGAUGAUUUUUCCCAUCAAACCUGCUUUCCUUCUUUACUUUCAAAGAGCAGGCUCACAAAUGUACACCUAUACGACACUGGCUGCUGACAUGAACAUGACUCUACAGCUUCUUCACGUGUGGAGUGGAGUGCCCACCUGGAUGAGUCAAAUGGAGACUCAGCCUCCGGAGCAUAAUAAGGAAGCAAAGUGAAGGGGAGCGAGCCCUCCACACCCAGCAGGUUCCUCAGGGACAGACGAGCAAGCACGCUGUUUCCUGGUAUUACCAUUUAGGCUAUGAUUUCUCCAGGUAUAAGGAGACUGUAUCAAAAUAUUAGAUGCAUGAAAUAAAUUCUGGUAUAGUGCAGCUCGUUCCAUUUGUCUGACUCAACUAUAAACCAAAGCAUGAUGUCACAACCCUUGAACAUUUAUGUUGGGAAAAUAUGUAUUGUAUGUCCGCUUGAACUGUGGGUUCUUGGUUAAUACACCAUCAUGAAGGCUGCUACCUUCAGGGAAAUGCAAAUAUAAUGGGGAGACAAAACUCACAGAAACAAUACCUAAUUAUAACUAUCAUCAGACAGUACAUUAUUAAGCAUGUCAAUGAUGAAUGACUGGGGGGUGGUGGUGAGUAGAACUACAUUCUGUUUAUAGCAUCUAUUAGAAAUAUGGUGUAGAUCUAACAUCAACAUAUCCCUCCCUUUUGUGAUGAGGGGAACAUUAUGAAUAAUACAGGGGAUUUUGAAUUAGUGUAUAUUUCAGGGCUGAAUUGAUGGGUGUAUGUCUGAUGGGUAGGAGCUGGAGAAGGUAAGGGAUGAAAUAGAUCUUGAAAAAUGGGUAGGAUUUUCAAAAUCAGACACAGACGUAGAG